UCAUCAUGGCUCAGUUCAGUGAAGAUGAGGUUUCUUUUCUUAAAGAAUUGCCAGAGCAUGUGGAGAUAGAGUGUCCAAUUUGUUUUAAUAUCUUGACAGAUCCUCAUAUUGUGAGCUGCUGUGGACAUAAUUUCUGUGGGUCUUGUAUUGAGAGAGUAAAAGCUAGUAAUGGAUCUUGUCCUUUGUGUCAAGAGGAGGAAUAUCAAUCAUUUAUUGAUAAGAAGUGUUCAUGUAUUAUCAAUGGAUUGGAGGUCUACUGCAGUAAUAAGGAGAAAGGAUGUCAAUGGAAAGGAGAAUUGAAGAAUAUGUCUACUCAUCUUAAUAAAGAGAAGAGAGAAGGAGAAUGUCAAUAUGACGAAGUAAAGUGUCGAUAUGAGAAAUGUCAAGAGAGAAAGCAACGUAGAUAUCUCAAAGAUCAUGAAGAUAGAGAAUGCCCUUACCGUCCAUUUCAAUGCCAAUACUGUGGGGAAGAAGGCACGUUCCUCUCUAUUACAAAGGAUCAUUAUGAGGAAUGCAGGCAGUAUCCUGUUACUUGUCCCAAUAAAUGUGUGUCUACUAAAAUGCCUCGCGGUAGUCUCACUGCUCAUAUCAAUGAGUGUCCAUUAGAGCCAGUAGAUUGUGUGUUUAGUUGGGCUGGUUGUAAUGAUAAGCCAUUACGUAAAGAUGUACAUGUACACACUGCUGAUACUAAACACAUGACACUAUUAGCUGUAGCUUGUGGACACUUGAAGAAAGAAAAUGAACUAAUAAAAGAAGAAGUGGUAACAUUAAAAUGUGACACUCUUAAUAUUCACAAUGCCAUAGCUGAUGAUCCAUAUCCAUUACUACCAAUUGAUAUUACCAAAGGAAGUGAACCAGUUCAUUUCUAUACUGGUGCAUGUGGUCGGCACAUGUCAGCUAGACUAAUGACACAGGGUAAUGAAUGGGAUGGAUAUUCCUUCAUGCUAUUUGCAUUUCAUGAAGGCCAAUUUGAUAAAUCUUCACCAAAGCUACCUAAGAUAUUUGGAAAGCUAACAUAUUCAGCUGUAGUGUGGCCCCCAGGACUAGAAAGAGCUGUCAAAGUAGAUACAGAUGUACCAUUAAUAGAUGACACUGAAGCUACUUAUGAACAAUUACAUUAUCAUACUCUUGAUUUCAUUAUCAGCUGUGAGGGUACCCUACCACAAGGAGUAAUUAAAACAGAAUUAAAAAGAUAUGCAAAUUUUGCUAUUGAAUCUGCUAUGAUUUAUUUAUACAGAGUAGUUCAUUAUUUUAAUCAUUAA
Messenger RNA from Amphimedon queenslandica, 1262 nucleotides. Its product is annotated as TNF receptor-associated factor 3-like. Bases 6 to 1262 code for a protein of 418 amino acids. Lineage: Eukaryota; Metazoa; Porifera; Demospongiae; Haplosclerida; Niphatidae. Gene Ontology annotation, molecular function: zinc ion binding. The record is from RefSeq and is a predicted model, not a curated record. The transcript has 3 exons.